Selaginella moellendorffii is the source of this 888-nucleotide messenger RNA. Its product is annotated as pentatricopeptide repeat-containing protein At1g32415, mitochondrial-like. Gene Ontology annotation, biological process: RNA modification. Gene Ontology annotation, molecular function: RNA binding; protein binding. The record is from RefSeq and is a predicted model, not a curated record. Bases 1 to 888 code for a protein of 295 amino acids. Lineage: Eukaryota; Viridiplantae; Streptophyta; Lycopodiopsida; Selaginellales; Selaginellaceae. The transcript is spliced from 2 exons.
AUGCCGGAAUGGAGCGUGGUUACAUCGACGGUUGUUCUGACGGCGUAUUCGCAAGAGGGGAGAAUCAACGAGGCAGAGCUCUUGUUUCACAGAAUGCCCACCUCCGACGUGGUUUCCACGACUGCUAUGUUAUCAGCAUAUGCCCAAAGCGGGCAUAUUCUUAAAGCUAAGAGAUUGUUCGAGAGAAUGCCCGAAUGGAACUUGGUCUCCUGGAAUGUGAUGCUCGCUGCUCACACCCAACGUUUCCAUUCUUUGGAAGCGAAGAGUCUUUUCAAAUCAAUGCCAGUCGUGGAUUUGGUGUCAUGGAAUGUUAUAUUGAAUGGAAGCUCUCUGGAAGAAGCAAGGCAAGUCUUCGAAGUCAUGCCAGAGAGAAAUAUAGUUUCCUGGAACACUAUUCUUUCCUCGUUCGCGCAGCACGGGCAUUUAGAAGAGGCCAAGCAAAUCUUCUCGGCAAUGCCGGAGCACGACUUGAAGGCCUGGAACUCGAUCCUCUCAGGCUCCGCCAACUUUGAGAAUUUUCGCGAGAUACUGCGCCUCUUUGGAGCAAUGCCUGCGAGAGAUUUGAUAUCCUGGACUGUUCUCCUGGCUGCGAACUUCCAGAAUGGUUUCGUCGAUCGGGCCACCAAGAUCCUGGAGCGGAUGGAGCAGCGAGACCUGGUUGCCUGGAGCGUGAUGCUCGCUGGCCUUGCUCACAGCGGCUACUUCCACCGAGCUAUAGAGACGUUCCACUCGAUCAAAACCACGUCUACACCUGACGAGACGUGCUUUGUGCUGGCCCUGCUAGCUUGCGGCCACGCCGGGAGGGUUUACGAUGGAUAUGCCUUUUGCACCAGACGCUCUCGAGCUGACUUCCAUUCUUCGUACCUGUCGGAGCCACGGCGAUCUUGA